This is a messenger RNA of Hydatigera taeniaeformis, 654 nucleotides long. The record is from the annotation of a GenBank genome assembly. NCBI's taxonomy places the organism in Eukaryota, Metazoa, Platyhelminthes, Cestoda, Cyclophyllidea, Taeniidae.
AUGCCUUGGGCAACUCUAGUUUGUCUGGGAUUGCACAUGACCUCAAUAUAUUCUGUUGCUAAUCCGGCUUUCACGCACGUCACUCAGGCGUGUGUGUCAAUUUUGCCUUUAUUACAGGAGCAAGUGGCUGACAUCAGUCGUUCACUGCGAAGCCGCAUUCCCGCUCUUUCACGAGUACUCCCACCGCGCAUGAAUCCGAUCUCUCUGACCGGCACCUUCCCCGAUACCGUCGCAGCAAUCGUUAUAUCUCUCCUUCUUUUCAACACUAUGGUUCCCAUGAUUUUGUUGCAGACGACGCCGCCGUAUUUGGUGACAGCUUUAGAUAAGGCUCUCCGGGAGGCCUCCACACUAGAGGGAGUGCUAGAACUACGAAAUGAGCACUUUUGGACGAUCGGAUUUGGUGUGCUCGUGGGAAGCCUCUACGUGCGUGUUAGACGCGAUGCUUCAGACCAGCUCGUUCUAGCUCAUGUUACAAAACGUCUUCAUCCUCUCGUUAAGCACCUCACCAUCCAGGUACACUCACUCAUGCUUUGUCUUCAACUUGGCUUCGCAACGAAUGCACGAAGAACUUGUCCUAAGAGAAAUAGCUUAAGAAUUCACACUGUUCUAUCCGUCCAGAUGAUUGACAUUCUAAAGAACCGUUCAUUCCUUUAG